Molecule: messenger RNA, 2716 nt
Organism: Elgaria multicarinata webbii
Lineage: Eukaryota; Metazoa; Chordata; Lepidosauria; Squamata; Anguidae
Gene: PLK2
Product: polo like kinase 2
Exons: 14
Coding region: 72-2135 (687 amino acids)
Biological process (GO): regulation of synaptic plasticity; G1/S transition of mitotic cell cycle; protein phosphorylation
Cellular component (GO): centriole; kinetochore; centrosome
Molecular function (GO): ATP binding; protein serine/threonine kinase activity; protein binding
Source: RefSeq, a predicted model, not a curated record
CGGCAGCGCCGGGGAGCGAGCGGGGCGCUGGAGAGGGCUUUGGACAUUGGGGCGAGCCGGCCGACGAGGCUAUGGAUUUAUUGAGGACUAUCGCUUACCAGCCGAGCAGUACCGGAGCCGGGAGCAGCAGCGGCUGCGGCAGCACCGGCAGCAGAAGCAGCGGCAGCAGCAGCAAGAUGGGCGAGCAGGCGCUGGGCAAAGCCUGCCACGGGGAGUCUCGGCGGAAGAAGGCGGCGGAGUCGUCGUCCGAGCAGCAACAUCACCACCACUAUCCGCACUCGGCCAGCGAGAUCUCUCGGAUUAUUACUGACCCCACCACGGGGAGGCGAUACUGCCGUGGCAAAGUGCUGGGAAAGGGUGGCUUUGCAAAGUGUUACGAGAUGACAGAUCUGACCACGAACAAAGUCUAUGCUGCAAAGAUCAUUCCUCACAGCCGAGUAGCCAAACCUCAUCAAAGGGAAAAGAUUGAUAAAGAGAUCGAGUUGCACAGGAUGCUCAACCACAGGCAUAUCGUGCAGUUCUACCACUACUUUGAGGACAAAGAGAACAUUUACAUUCUCCUCGAGUAUUGCAGCCGAAGGUCUAUGGCUCACAUUUUGAAAGCAAGGAAGGUAUUGACAGCACCGGAAGUGCGAUACUACCUCAGGCAGAUCGUGUCGGGACUAAAAUAUCUUCAUGAGCAGGAGAUCUUGCACCGAGACCUAAAGCUAGGUAAUUUCUUCAUUAACGAGUCCAUGGAAUUAAAAGUGGGUGACUUCGGAUUGGCAGCGAGGCUGGAACCGCUGGAACACAGGAGAAGAACCAUCUGUGGCACACCAAAUUACCUUUCCCCGGAAGUCCUUAACAAGCAAGGGCAUGGCUGUGAAUCAGACAUCUGGGCCUUGGGUUGCGUCAUGUACACAAUGCUACUGGGAAGGCCUCCGUUUGAAACAACUAAUCUGAAGGAAACCUACCGGUGUAUAAGGGAGGCGAAAUAUUCCCUGCCGUCGUCCCUGCUGCCUCCUGCAAAGCACCUGAUUGCCAGCAUGCUGUCGAAAAACCCCGAAGACCGGCCCAGCUUAGACGACAUUGUUCGGCAUGACUUCUUCUUGCUGGGCUUCACUCCCGAGAGGCUUCCAGCUAGUUGCUGUCAUACCAUUCCUGACUUCAACUUGUCAAGCCCGGCUAAGAAUUUCUUCAAGAAGGCCGCCGCCGCUCUCUUUGGGGGCAAGAAGGAAAAAGCAAGAUAUUUCGACACACACAAUCGACUAGCUAAAGAAGAUGAAGAAAUCUAUAAGCUUAGACAUGACUUGAAAAAGGCUUCGAUCACCCAACAGCCCCUGAAACAUAGGCCGGAGGAGGAGAUCCAGCCUCCCAGCACUGCUGUAGCCAAACCUGGCAUGUUGACGGAGACUAAACAGAUAGAUGCUAUCCGAAUGAUAGUUCGGGGGACACUGGGAAGCUGCAGUAGCAGCAGCGAAUGCCUUGAAGAUAGCACCAUGGGAAGUGUAGCUGACACUGUUGCAAGGGUGCUGCGUGGCUGUUUAGAAAACAUGCCAGAAUCUGACCAUAUUCCCAAAGAACAGCUGACUGCCUCUUUCCAGUGGGUCACGAAAUGGGUGGACUACUCCAACAAAUAUGGCUUUGGCUAUCAGCUGUCGGACCACACUGUGGGUGUCCUCUUCAACAACGGUGCACAUAUGAGCCUUCUUCCGGACAAAAAAACAGUCCAUUACUAUGCAGAGCUUGGUCAGUGCUCAGUUUUCUCCGCUACUGAAGCCCCGGAACAAUUCAUCAGUCAAGUGACUGUUCUGAAGUACUUCUCUCACUAUAUGGAGGAGAACCUCAUGGAUGGAGGGGAUCUCCCCAGCAUAACGGAUGUCCGCAGACCCAGGCUUUACCUCCUGCAGUGGUUAAAAUCUGAUAAGGCGUUAAUGAUGCUCUUCAAUGAUGGCACAUUUCAGGUGAAUUUCUACCACGAUCACACAAAAAUCAUUGUUUGCAACCAAAAUGAGGAAUAUCUUCUUACGUACAUCAAUGAAGAUCGGUUAUCUACAACGUUCCGCUUGACCACGCUUCUGAUGUCUGGGUGUUCGCUGGAGCUAAAGCAUCGAAUGGAAUACGCCUUGAAUAUGCUGUUGCAAAGAUGUAAUUAAAUUAAAAAGAACUCUUCUUCAAAACCAAAAGGACUUCUCUCACUGAAGUCUACAGUGGAGGCAGUUUGGGGAGGAAAAUGCCCAGAGUAUGUUGAUGGAUGAGUGAGAAGUAGGGACUGGUACGAACAAAUAUCUGAUCUUGUGUGCUGGGCUGGGACCAGACGUGCAGCCUGCGGUCAUCUUUGUUGGAUUAAUGGUGUGACAAGGAAUUCUUUGGAAUGUAGGCUUUCCUUUUGAAAGAGAUGAGUUGAACUUGAAGCUCUGCAGCAAAUGGUUCUGAUGGAAGACUGAAACUGUGAAUAACACUUGAGGAAUUGGGAGGGAGGGACGUGUCUCGUUGUUGUGGAAUAACUGUAAGAGGCAGCUUGGGGCUGCUUAACUGUGAACUAUGGCCAUAUCUUUUUUUCUUUUCUUAAUUUCUUCCAAGAACUGAUCACACUUGUGGCUGGCAAAGUGCAUUCCUUGUUAAUAUUUUUUAUUUAUUACAGCCCAAAGUGAAGUAUUUAUUACAUGCAUUUUUUUGUAACUGUGAUUUUUUUAAAUAUACAUUUGUUGGCAAUAAAGCGUGGGGAAAACCUGAA